Messenger RNA from Dreissena polymorpha, 1521 nucleotides. Its product is annotated as protein gustavus-like. Lineage: Eukaryota; Metazoa; Mollusca; Bivalvia; Myida; Dreissenidae. Bases 230 to 1120 code for a protein of 296 amino acids. Gene Ontology annotation, biological process: proteasome-mediated ubiquitin-dependent protein catabolic process. Gene Ontology annotation, cellular component: SCF ubiquitin ligase complex. The record is from RefSeq and is a predicted model, not a curated record. The transcript has 6 exons. Gene Ontology annotation, molecular function: protein binding.
CGUUAAAAUGUGUAUGCAAUGUGUAUUGCUGGAAAUAAAUAUGUUUAAACUAAAAUGUUGAAGUCAUUAUGACAAAGUAUUAAAUACAUCUCUCAUAUAUGAUAUUUUUUUAAAGAAUAUCUUUCUCCCAAGUAUUUAUAUUAAUACACGCUUUUUAUUAUCAUCAUCUCCGUUAUUUCAUAGCGCCCCUAUCGAGCUGGACAAUGGUGGUCUCCAGGACGACGACGUAAUGGUCACCAACAGUAUCCAGAUCCUUGGAGGGGUUAUGCUGAUUCUAGCCAUGGUGUUUUUGGUGAUGUUGUGUGCCGACGACCAAGUGUACCCAGAGGACCCUCUUCCAACGUGGGUGACUUUGAUACAUCACGACCGCGCCAUUGACACUGGAAUUUUGGGAAAUUCGGAAGGGAUCAGCGUACUAGACCAUAACUCUCUUGUGAGACACAGGAAGGGGCAUUUUGAAACGGAUGGCGCCAAAUGGGGAGCUGGCUUAAUGAGAGGGAAGCACGUGUUUGAAAUCUACUGGCCUACUGACUUCCGUGAUGCGUGCGCAACCGUUGGCAUAGGAACAGAGGAGGCACCCCUGCACUCGAAACCCCGAUGUUCCCUGAUAGGGGCCAGCAAGCAUUCUUGGGGACUGAACAUUGUCAAAUGCAGGGUUUUCCACAACGGCGAGAUACAGUUUGUGUACCCAAGGGAGAAACGAAUUCCAAGCAGAUUUUUCAUGUACGUGGAUUGCGACAGUCAGACGCUCGGCUUCGGAACGGAAGUGGCCUUCUGGGGCUCCAAGAUACGUUUCCCGCGUACGGCACUUCCAGUGUACCCGAUGGUCGGCGUCGUCUGCGAGGGCGCCCAGAUAUCCCUGAUUUACAGAGGAUCUGCCUACUUCCAGGCCCCGGCUGUACAGGGCGAGAUGGUGGGCGGGCUGCAACUGAAGACCUUCCCCGGGGGCUAUAACCCGCAACCACUGGUCGGGGGCUAUAACCCGCCCCCACUGGUCGGGGGCUUUAACCCGCCCCCACUGGUCGGGGGCUAUAACCCGCCUCCACUGGGCGGGGGCUAUUACCAGCCCCAACUGGUCGGGGGCUAUAACCCGCCUUCUUAUUCUUCGAAGCUGUACUGAAAGAUUGUGAUGGCGAAUCUUAAGAACCGACACCGUUCUCCCUGGAAUGUCCAUUUUACUAUAAAUAUCGUGGUAGAUAGAUAUAUAAUGUGAUCUCUUUCAUUUUUUAAAUUAUUAUUUCAUAGACACAUAUACAUAUAUAUAUUUGAAAUAGAAAAAUAAGAACUCAUGCAAACCCAACUAUGCAAUCUUACUCGUGUGUGUUUCGUUUCUCCAUUAAUGAUAAGUGUCUUUUGUUCUAUGCGUAGUGUGUGUCUGCAUCUAAAUGCCUUAACCCAUUUAUGCCUAGCGGACUCUCCAAUCCUUCUAAAUUGGAUCAAUUUAUUUCCAAAAUUAGGGAUGUGGAGUAUAUUUUUUUCUAUAUUUAGAAUAUUUUUUACAGAAAUUCCUUUAAGCAAACA